CUCGAUUCAAAAUUUAUAGGGACCAAAAUAACAGACUUUCAAAAGUUUGGGAAAUAAGGUGCAAUUUUUCCCUUGAAGUCGGCGACGACACCUGCCCCAAGCCGACUCCCGCUCCCGCUCCCGCUCCCGCCUCCUUCACCUCCCAAAUCCAUCCCCUCAAACCUUUCUAGGGUUUUCGCCAUUAGAGAGCUUGCUGAAGCUCUCUAUGGUUUCGCCGCUGCUCCAUUGGUGGAACCCUAACCCACCACCGCCAUGGAGAAGCUCGGCGACGACGAGCUCUCCUCGAUUCUGAGCCGUAUCUCCGAUUCCCGCGAUCGAAAGAGUUGCUCGGAGGUGUGUAGAGCGUGGGCGAGAGCGGAGGGCCUCUCCCGCGUCUCCCUCCGCGCCCUCGACCCCUCGUCCCUCCCUCAACUCCUCCCCCGAUUCCCCAAUCUCGCCUCCUUCGAGGCCACCCGAUCGAUCUCUGACACCCACCUUGAAACCCUAGCUCGCGCGUGCCCCGCCCUCGAAACCCUAAAUCUCAGCCUCCGCCGAAGCCGAUUCACCAUGCCCGAAGAGCUCGAUCAAGGCGACGACGACGUCGACGUCGACGGUGACGACGAUUUCGGCGAUCAUGGAUUGCGCGCCGUCGCAAUCGGGUGCCCGCGGUUGAGGAAAGUGUACUUGCGGAGAAGAAGAGGGAUCGGCGACGCCGGUGUCGCAGCUCUUGUUCGUUAUGCUACGAAUCUAUCAGUGCUCGAUCUAUCAUGGUGUAGUAGAAUCGCUGAUGAGGCCGUCGAAGCGAUCGCUUCGAUGAGCUCGUUAAUGGCGUUGAUCCUCCAUGGAUGCUCCUUGGUGACCGAUUUGGGUCUGGCUCACUUGGCAAAUGGUACAGCAUCACAAACCCUAGGGAGGCUCGAUCUGUCGGAAUGCGAUCGGAUAUCCGACAACGGCGUUUGUUUAUUGCCGAAACUGGAAAAUCUGCAGGAACUGGACUUAGCAGAAUGUGGCCCCAAAGUUACUGAUUUUGGAGGUUUUGCUAUUGCCUCCAUUUAUAACCUAAAAAGAUUGAAUCUUUCAUGGCUGAUCAACUUAUCGGACGCGACGAUCAUCAGUUUGGCUCCGAAUUGUGUGAAUCUGGUGGAGAUUGAUCUUACGGGUUGUGAGUUGAUUACUGGGUCGGGCGUUCAGGCCUUUGCUGGCCAUGGGUCGGUGGAGAUCCUCGUGUUGGCCUCUUGCUUUAAUGUUUCACUAGAUGAUAUAGUGCAUGUUGUUUUCGGGUGCCCGACUUUGAGAUACGUGGGCUUGGAUAAGUCGUUGAGAGGGUGGAUGUCGUCUUCGGCGCGGGAGCAAGUCGCCAAAUUGUGCAAGAUAGAUUGGCUUUGAGAUGGUUGAUCCGAUGGAUUGUAAAAGAUGCUGAGGUGUUCUUGAACUACGAGCCUCUCUGACUCUUACAUUGUGGUGCAUGGGGCUUGCUUUUAUGCUCAAAUGAUAGAGACUCUGAGAAUGCUGAGAAGAAUCCUUAUGAAAGGAUUAAAAUAUUUAGCAAGGAUAACUCAGUAAUAAUUUUUAGAGAUCAAUUGUUGAAUUUUCUUUCCUCCAGUUUUUUUUUGUGGUAUUCUCUUUUCCUAGUCAUAGCUCUUUCGCAGAGACAUUCGACAUUACUGAUCUCGAUUAUUCGAGACAAAAAUUUAUUAUAAUUCCGUUGCCGGGACUUGAACCCGGGUCUCUCGGGUGAGAGCCGAGUAUCCUAACCAACUAGACUACAACGGAUU
Molecule: messenger RNA, 1754 nt
Organism: Ananas comosus (pineapple)
Lineage: Eukaryota; Viridiplantae; Streptophyta; Magnoliopsida; Poales; Bromeliaceae
Product: F-box/LRR-repeat protein 14-like
Exons: 2
Coding region: 253-1365 (370 amino acids)
Biological process (GO): SCF-dependent proteasomal ubiquitin-dependent protein catabolic process
Cellular component (GO): SCF ubiquitin ligase complex
Molecular function (GO): protein binding
Source: RefSeq, a predicted model, not a curated record